AUGUCAUCUGCGCCGCCAUCGAACGCCACACCAGAGCAGCCAGUGCCGGCUUCGUCUGCCCACCAAGCGAGUGCACCGCUCGGCCUGCCCGCCCCUUCGGAUGCCCCGCCCUCGUCGACGCCGGGUGAAGAGCCCCAGACGAGCUUCAAGCUCGACCACCUCGGUCCCGUCAUUGUGAAUACCGACGGGACGAUGUCGCGCAUCUCCGGGUGGACCGACAUGACCGACGUGGAAAAGCAGAGGUCACUGCGCCUCCUCGCCAAGCGCAACAAUGCCAGGAUGCAGGCCCUCAGAGACGCCGACGCCGAGGGAGCCGAUGGAACCGGGCAAGCACAGUAA
Messenger RNA from Pseudozyma flocculosa PF-1, 339 nucleotides. RefSeq lists its product as uncharacterized. The coding region runs from base 1 to 339 and encodes 112 amino acids. The record is from RefSeq and is a predicted model, not a curated record. NCBI's taxonomy places the organism in Eukaryota, Fungi, Basidiomycota, Ustilaginomycetes, Ustilaginales, Ustilaginaceae. The transcript is spliced from 2 exons.